Thlaspi arvense is the source of this 1669-nucleotide messenger RNA. Lineage: Eukaryota; Viridiplantae; Streptophyta; Magnoliopsida; Brassicales; Brassicaceae. The record is from the annotation of a GenBank genome assembly.
CUUGCAUUGGUAAAAAAUAUCCGAAAACACCAAGAAAUAGCCAAACAUGGAUCUCUUCUUGAUUAUUGCCGCCUUGGUAGCGACUGCAGCCUUCUUCCUCCUCCGGAGCACCACCAAGAAAUCUCUCCGGCUGCCUCCAGGGCCGAAAGGUCUUCCUAUCAUUGGAAACCUCCACCAGAUGGAGAAAUUCAACCCACAACACUUCCUUUUCCGUCUCUCCAAGGUCUACGGUCCAAUUUUCACAUUGAAAAUUGGUGGCCGUCGCCUUGCUGUGAUCUCCACGGCUGAGCUAGCCAAGGAGCUCCUCAAGACCCAAGACCUGAAUUUCACCGCUCGUCCUCUCCUGAAGGGGCAACAAACGAUGUCGUAUCAAGGCCGUGACCUUGGUUUCGGACAGUACACAGCGUACUACCGUGAGAUGAGAAAGAUGUGUAUGGUGAACCUCUUCAGCCCAAAUCGAGUAGCUAGUUUCCGACCCGUUAGAGAAGAAGAGUGCCAAAGGAUGAUGGACAAGAUCUACAAAGUCGCCGACCAAUCAGGGACCGUUGACCUUAGUGAGCUUCUAUUGUCUUUCACGAACUGUGUCGUCUGUAGACAAGCUUUUGGGAAGCGCUACAACGAGUACGGAACCGAGAUGAAAAGAUUCAUAAACAUCUUGUACGAGACUCAAGCCCUUUUGGGUACUCUGUUUUUCUCCGACAUUUUCCCUUAUUUCGGAUUCCUUGACAACGUCACUGGUCUUAGUGCGCGUCUCAAGAGAGCUUUCAAGAACCUCGAUACUUACCUUCAAGAACUCCUAGACGAGACUCUUGACCCUAAACGCCCUAAACCGGAGACAGAGAGUUUCAUUGAUCUUUUGAUGCAGAUCUACAAAGACCAACCUUUCUCCAUCAAAUUCACUCACGAAAAUGUCAAGGCCAUGAUACUGGAUAUUGUUGUGCCUGGAACUGACACAGCGGCUGCGGUUGUGGUAUGGGCCAUGACUUACCUUAUAAAGUACCCUGAAGCAAUGAAGAAAGCUCAAGAGGAAGUGAGGAAUGUGGUAGGCGACAAAGGAUAUGUCUCCGAAGAAGACAUACCUAAUCUCCCUUAUCUGAAAGCUGUUAUCAAGGAGUCUCUCCGUCUCGAACCAGUCAUCCCCAUUCUCCUACAUAGAGAAACAAUGGCAGACGCAAAGAUUGGUGGCUAUGAUAUUCCUGCGAAGACCAUCAUUCAGGUGAACGCGUGGGCAGUUUCUCGUGACCCAGCUGCCUGGGGAGACAACCCUAAUGAGUUCAUUCCAGAGAGGUUCAUGAACGAGCACAAAGGAGUAGAAUUCAAGGGGCAAGAUUUUGAGCUCCUACCUUUCGGGUCAGGCCGGAGAAUGUGCCCGGCGAUGCAUCUUGGAGUAGCAAUGGUAGAGAUACCUUUCGCUAACCUUCUUUACAGAUUCGACUGGAGCUUACCAAAAGGCCAUAAACCAGAGGAUAUAAAGAUGGACGUCAUGACCGGACUCGCUAUGCAUAAGAAAGACCACCUCGUUCUUGCCCCAGGGACGCACAUUUGAUCAGAAGCAAUUGGUGUGCGGAGCUAUAUUAUGAGAAUUCUGCUAGUAGAUAUGGCGAUCAAUUGUUGUUUUUCAAUAGGCGGCAAAAUUUUCGUUAAUAACACUGUUUUCAGUUCUGUAACA